CGGGCGGCAGAACGCGCGGCGUCAGGUCACACGGCCCCGCCGCUGCCGGCAGUGUGACGAGCGCUAUCAUCGUGUCCGGUGACCCCACAUUUCGCCGUCGCGAUGGGUCUGCUGCCAAUGCUGCCGCUGUUGCUGCUGACGCUGUCGUCGCAUGUGGACCUCGCCACCGGCGGGACGCGACGCGGCGCCAGCUGUUACGCCUGCACGGACCUCGUCGGAAAGUUUCUGGUUUGUGCGGGACCCCAAGAUUGUCCCAUCAACACUUACUGCACGACCACGGGCCUGGGGGAUGGCCAACGGCGCUGCUUUCCGGCCAAGAAGUCCGGCGGCAGCUGUCUGGAGGAUCGCGAGUGUCUGUCGGGCAGCUACUGCAACCAGCCGGCGUGCGGCCUUUUCUUCGACCCGUUCUGCUUCACAUACGUGUGCGGCUCAAUCAGCUCCAAGGCCACGCUGAGUCUGGCGCAGGCGGGGGAGGCGCGUCUUCAGCCCGCCUCCCGGCUGGGAUGA
Messenger RNA from Pollicipes pollicipes, 507 nucleotides. RefSeq lists its product as uncharacterized. Gene Ontology annotation, biological process: negative regulation of Wnt signaling pathway; multicellular organism development. The transcript has 5 exons. Bases 103 to 507 code for a protein of 134 amino acids. The record is from RefSeq and is a predicted model, not a curated record. Gene Ontology annotation, cellular component: extracellular region. Lineage: Eukaryota; Metazoa; Arthropoda; Thecostraca; Pollicipedomorpha; Pollicipedidae.